AGAAAGCAGUUUUGAUAAUCUAAUUUCACCACAUUUGUAUUCUGGCUUCUUGCAUAUUUCUAUCUCUAAUCGUUUUGUAGUGGGUAUGCAGUACAAUAUGCAUGUCCUUUGUAGUUGUAUUCGAAAGUUAUUAAAUCAGCUAAUGUAGCAAACAUUAAAUUCUAAAAGUGAUAAAUACAAGUGAUUAAGAAGUUUACAUAUAAAAUAAACUCAUGGAUUGGAUGCCUCAUAAUCAUUCCCGUUCGCUUUCCACUCGUCUUGAUCUAGCCAGAGCAACUCAUGCAAACGAAUUUGUUCCUAGGGUAAUUAAUUCUAGUGCUUCGGCCUCUCCAAAUUUUUUAACUUCAUAUUCUGUACCUAAUUCUACUACAGCACAUCCAUUGACAAAAAAGUUAGACGAAGGAGAUAUUUCAAGCCAUGCCACUCCAGAAUCUGCAUCUCCACCUCUUACAAACAAUUCUCCUACAUUACAUGAAAAGUUAGGAAAUAGUUCAGCGUUACCUGCAUAUCAAGAAAAUGUUGGCGGAACAACAUAUUUUUAUCAAUAUCAAACAGCUGCUGAGAAUUGCCAACCACAACUUGCUGAUAACUCAGUAAAUAGUGGCAUAACUGCAGAUUAUAAUGUUUAUACAGGAAAGCAAGAGCCUUCGUUUUUUAUGUCGGAAGAUAUUCGAAGUGAUAUACUGAAUAGAAAUGUUCUGUCUCUAUUGCAACCGGACCCACAGCAGUAUCCUGAUCUUCCUCAAGAAGUGGAUAGCUACCACGAGUUGUUUCCCUUAGAACCAAUAUCCCAUAAUAAUUUGCACAAAGCCCAUAUGGGCUAUCAGGCGUCAAUGUACAAAGCAACACAUGUAAAAACUGGUACACAUUACUGUUUAAGGAGGAUACAUGGUUUUAGGUUGUCUAAUACUAAAUGCAUGGCUUUUGUGGAAUUGUGGAAAAAAUUAAAUCAUUCCAAUAUUGUACAGUUAAAAGAAGUUUUUACCACGAAAGCAUUUGGUGACAAUUCAAUGAUAUUUGUUUAUGAUUACCAUCCAGGUUCGGAAACUUUACUAAACAAACAUUUCUCUCCCGAUCAAACUGGUUAUUGUGACCCUUUUUUGAAUGAUACGACUACACCCAGGCCUUACAGCUAUCAAAAAAAUAAUUUAUUAAGACAUACACAAAAUAACAAGCUUCCAGAAUCUCUUAUUUGGAAUUAUAUAAUUCAGUUAACAUCAGCUCUAAGAAUAAUUCAUUCAUCAGCUUUAGCAUGUAGAAGUCUGGAUCCAACUAAGAUAAUCAUAAAUUCACAAAACAGAUUAAGAUUAAGUUGCCUUGGAAUUAUGGAUGUUGUCCUUCAGGAAACUAAUUCAACAAUUAGCCAUGUGGCUCUGAUUCAACAUUAUCAACAAGAAGACUUGUCCGCACUUGGGAAAUUGGUUUUGGCACUGGCCUGUAAAUCUACAAUGGCAGUACAACGUGAUAACAUAUCUACAGCGUUGGAUAUCGUGAGUCGUUCCUAUACGUCAGAUCUUCGGAACCUUAUAAUGUACCUCCUAAGUACUCAACAGAGGAGAAGUGUAACUGACCUUAUGCCAAUGAUCGGUGCUCGGUUUUAUACCCAAUUGGAUAACCUUCACAAUCAGAUUGAAACCCUUGAUAAUGAAUUAUCGAAAGAAGUACAAAAUGGGCGUCUUUUCAGGCUCAUGGCCAAAUUAGCUACGAUUAACGAAAGACCUGACUUCAAUAUGGAAAGUACUUGGGCAGAGACAGGAGAUAGAUACAUGCUGAAAUUAUUUAGAGAUUAUGUUUUUCAUCAAGUAACGGAAGAAGGUAACCCUUGGUUGGACAUGGCACAUAUUAUACAGUGUCUUAAUAAAUUGGAUGUAGGGGUUCCAGAAAAAAUAUGUUUGAUGUCCAGAGAUGAACAAAGUAUUUUAGUGGUUUCCUAUGCAGAACUGAAGCAUUGCCUUGAACAGUCGUUCAGUGAACUUGCCAGUACCUCAGUAAUUCAUCAUGAUCUAUCAGAUGUGGGUGUUGGUGUCGAUGAUAAGUUGUAAUUGUCUGUGUUAUAUUUUACAUACUACAAUUAUAGUGUUGUGAAAUGGACCUGUGGUUUAACAAUAGUGAUUAGUCACCAAAAAUAUUGUUUUCAAUAAUAUUUAAAUAACCUUGUUAACAUCAAAUUUGUAUUUAAUUGCUGUCGCUAAUAGCGCAAAGAAUAUUAUUGAAAACAUUUUCCAAUUUUUAAUUAUGGAUAGAUAUUUUUUGCAUAAGUUAUAUUUUUCUUUACAAAAUUGUAUGAAAUACAAAUUAAUAAAAUUUUCAAAGUAUUUUAUUAGUAGUUUCACCCAUCUCACGUUUCUCAUUUACAGCCAUAGACAAAAUAGUAGUACAAAAAACUAUAGAGGCAAGCCGGUGAAGCCAACCGUCAGUUCAGCCAGCCUCACGCUCUGUCGCUGUUAGACAUUCACUGUGUUAACAUUGUUAAUAUUUUAUUAAAUAUAUUGUUUUUAUUUGUGCAAUCAUGGGGCAGUGUAUCUUUGACAAUUGUAAUAGCAGAUCUGAUCACAAUAGUGUUGAAAUUUCAUUCUUUAGGUAAGUAAUAUAAAAAUAUUUUAUGCCAUUUUGACGGCUUCGCGCAGCAUCCUCCGUCUCACAUACACUUAUUCCAGUGUUGGCUUCAUGUUUUUUAGUGCCACAUUAUUAACUGAUGUAAAUAUGUAUACAGGCUCAUAUUA
Molecule: messenger RNA, 2723 nt
Organism: Anoplophora glabripennis (Asian longhorned beetle)
Lineage: Eukaryota; Metazoa; Arthropoda; Insecta; Coleoptera; Cerambycidae
Gene: PAN3
Product: PAN2-PAN3 deadenylation complex subunit PAN3
Exons: 4
Coding region: 213-2042 (609 amino acids)
Biological process (GO): nuclear-transcribed mRNA poly(A) tail shortening; protein phosphorylation; mRNA processing
Cellular component (GO): PAN complex; P-body
Molecular function (GO): ATP binding; poly(A) binding; protein kinase activity
Source: RefSeq, a predicted model, not a curated record